Molecule: messenger RNA, 839 nt
Organism: Gryllus bimaculatus (two-spotted cricket)
Lineage: Eukaryota; Metazoa; Arthropoda; Insecta; Orthoptera; Gryllidae
Source: the annotation of a GenBank genome assembly
AUGGGGCGAAGCACGUUCCGUGAAACAGUCACAAGAGAGGUGCUUCGCGUGACCUGUUUCGCGUUAAUGGGGCUCCCGAUCUCCCACAUGCCCCACGUGGAUGCGGGCGGCUACGCAAAUGUUAAUUCACGAAUGAUCAUCAGCUACGACUCCCCGCGCGGCGGGGUGAGCGUCAUCACGGAGAAGGGGGACACCACGACCAGCUUCUUGCUCAUCCAGAAGGCCAAGCCUUCUGACUCGGGCCGGUACCAGUGCAACCCUUCCAAUGCCCAGUCCAAGAGCAUAACCGUUCACGUGCUGAAUGGUGAAUAUCCAGCCGCAAUGCAGCACGGGGGCCAAGCGCACCACCGCUCGUCGCACCUCUACUGUUUAAUAUUUUGCGUGUGUCUGCUGCUGUUGAGUCCCUAACACGUAGUGUGCGCUGUGAAGGAACUCUGUGUCGUGAGUAACACGCCGCGCCCAGCGGUGUAACGAACUCGAAUGAUGGAUAUAACAGCUUCGUAUUAUGUUAUCCCUCUAAUGUGUACUCCGAAAUAUUUUAUGAACCGAAGACUAUUUUCUUCAUUCUCGGGUUUUUAAGUGAACAAAAGGGGGUGCGAUUAUGCCUGUAGUUGCAGUUUUGGAGAGAGAAAAAAAAGAAGCAAACAUACAGACUAUUGACUCAUGGUGUCCACUUUUGUUGGAGUGUGAGACGUGCAUCAUUUGGACGUGUUUGUCUAUGCCUACGUAUGAAUGAAUGGAAUACAAGUUAUUUCUUUGAAACCGUACGUUCUUAUAGUACUGUGGAUAAUGUAAUAACAAAGCAUAACCUAUUAAAGCUAUAAAUGUUAAGACCGUUA